AUGGCUGCGGUAUACUUCUGGUAUCAGAUGGUAGGAUACAGCCACGUUUUCAGGGAGCUCUUAAACCUGCUGGGCCCUGGCAGAGCUUUAUUCUACGGCACGGUGUAUGAAACUACCGUAAGGCGGGCUGCGUGGACCGUGGAGGAGUUCACGGACAAACACGGUUCCUUCGGAGCACAGUGCGUGGUCGCAGGUGCAGGCUGCCCUCUCUCUUUUUGCAGGCUGACUCGGUACGUCGUGCUGCUGUGCUUCACCAAGGUUCUGAAAGCCGUGGGGCUGUUUGAAUCCUACGACCUUCUGAAAGCGGUCCACCUCGUGCAGUUUAUCUUUAUAGUGCAGCUGGGGUCUGCAUUUUUUAUGGUUUUGUUUCAAAAACCAUUUUCUUCUGGAAAAGUGGUAACCAAGCGUCAGUGGAUCAAAAUUUUUAAGCAUGCCGUUGUGGGAUGUAUCAUUUCACUCUUGUGGUUUUUUGGCCUUACUCUUUGUGGACCACUGAGGACAUUACUGCUCUUUGAGCACAGUGAUGUGGUUGUGCUAUCACUCCUUAGUGUCUUGUUCACAAGCUCAGGUGGAGGACCAGCAAAGACAAGAGGUGCUGCAUUUUUCAUCAUAGCUGUCAUCUGCUUACUACUUUUUGAUAAUGAUGACCUCAUGGCUAAAAUAGCAGAACAUCCUGAGGGGCAUCAUGACAGCGCCCUUACCCAUGUUCUGUAUACAAUCAUUGCUUUCCUGGGUGUUGCAGAUCACAAGGGAGGAGUACUGCUUCUGGUAUUGGCAUUGUGCUGUAAGGUUGGUUUUCACAUGGCUUCCAGAAAACUAUCUGUAGAUGUAGGUGGAGCCAAGCGUCUUCAAGCUUUGUCUCAUCUUGUUUCCGUCCUUCUGUUGUGCCCCUGGGUCAUUGUUCUCUCUCUGACAACAGAGAGUAAAGUAGAGUCUUGGUCUUCUCUCAUCAUGCCUUUCAUAACAGUCAUCUUUUUUGUUGUGAUCCUGGAUUUCUACGUGGAGUCCAUAUGCUCUGUCAAGAUGGAAGCUUCCACAUGUGCUCGAUAUGGAUCCUUUCUUAUUUUCAUUAGUGCACUGCUUUUUGGCAACUUCUGGACUCACCCAAUAACAGACCAGCUUCGAGCAAUGAACAAGCCACCACACCAUGAGAGCACAGAGCAUGUUCUUUCUGGAGGGGUGGUAGUGAGUGCUGUCUUCUUCAUUUUAUCUGCCAAUAUCCUGUCCUCCCCCUCCAGGAAAGGGCAGAAGGGUACCCUUAUUGGCUAUUCCCCUGAAGGCACUCCUCUCUAUAACUUCAUGGGUGAUGCAUUACAGCAGAGCUCUCAGUCAUUACCCCGGUUUAUUAAAGAGUCACUGAAACAAAUCCUUGAGGAGUAUGACUCUAGGCAGAUCUUCUAUUUCUUGUGCCUAAACCUGGCUUUCACUUUUGUGGAGCUUUUUUAUGGAGUAUGGACCAAUAGCCUUGGUCUUAUUUCUGAUGGAUUUCACAUGCUUUUUGAUUGUUCUGCAUUAGUGAUGGGGCUUUUUGCAGCUCUGAUGACAAGAUGGAAAGCAACUCGCAUAUUUUCCUAUGGAUAUGGACGUGUAGAAAUUCUCUCUGGAUUUAUUAAUGGGCUCUUUCUGAUGGUAAUUGCUUUCUUUGUCUUUAUGGAAUCAGUGGCCAGACUGGUGGAUCCUCCAGACAUAGAUACAAAUAUGCUAACUCCAGUCUCUGUUGGAGGGCUGAUUGUAAACCUUGUUGGCAUCUGUGCCUUUAGCCAUGCGCACUCCCAUGGGGCUUCUCGGGGAGGUUGUCACUCGCACGAUCACAGCCAUUCUCACCACGGGCACAGCCACAGCCAUGGGCACGGCCAUUCCCACAGUGACCAUGGCCACAGCCAUGGACAUUCCCACGGGUCUUCUGGUGGAGGCAUGAAUACCAACAUGAGAGGUGUGUUUCUGCAUGUGUUAGCAGACACUCUUGGCAGUGUUGGUGUUAUCGUAUCCACAAUAUUUAUUCAGCAAUUUGGAUGGCUCAUAGCUGAUCCUCUCUGCUCUCUUUUUAUUGCUACAUUGAUUUUUCUUAGUGUUAUCCCACUGUUGAAAGAUGCCUGCCAAGUGCUUUUAUUGAGGAUACCUCCAGAACAGGAGAAAGAUCUGCAUGCUGCUUUGGAAAAGAUUCAAAAAAUAGAGGGAGUCAUAUCCUACAGAGAUCCUCAUUUUUGGUGUCACUCUGCAAGUGUUGUGGCAGGUACAAUACAUGUGCAAGUGGUAUCAGAUGUGAUGGAACAGAGAAUUGUGCAGCAGGUUACAGCGAUUCUGAAAGAUGCUGGUGUAAACAACCUAACUGUCCAAGUGGAGAAGGAAGCUUAUUUUCAACACAUGUCCGGACUCAGCACAGGAUUUCAGGAUGUCCUUGCAAUGACUCAGCAACUGGAAUCCAUGAAAUACUACAAAGAUGGUACUUACAUCAUGUGAUCCAAAGUUGGGCUCACCAAAGGAGGUGUAAAUGGUGACGCUGUGGGAUUCCAUAUUUGUAUUACUUUUUGUCAGGAGAUCUUGCACAUAUAUGUACAGAAACAAAUGUACUAUAUAUUUGAAUUUUUUUAAGCAUACUACCUUUAUUAAAAUUGAAUCAAGGUGCUUUUAUAAAAGAAAUAAGAGGGAGUUGAAUAUUUGCUGUGUAUGUGAAAAUAACGGAAAUCUUAAAUACUGUACUUGGUGUUUAUUAAACAGAAGUCUUGCAACUUGUGGGUUAGCACAGAUAUAUUCCACACUUUUCUCAUAAGUAUGGAACAUCGUGAUGAUAAUUUCAUGUUAGCAGUGGAAAAUGGAAAUAGUUUAUAUUGGAAUGCAAACAUAAUCAACUGAAAAAUAUUUUUCUUCAAACAUAGCUUGAAAACUUUGAAUGAAAAAAAAUUACACAUUUGUUAUGGGGAGUAAAAACCAACGUGAAGCAGUGGUUUUUGCACACUGUGUUAGAUAAUACAAAUACACGGUUUUUGUGUUAUGUCUUGGCAUACAAAUCCGAUUCCUAAACUUAAUGCAUCAGAGCAAAUAGAUGUUACCAUUUUAACUAUGUAUCAAAAUAUUUUUUUAAGGAGACAAAUCCACAGGUUAACAGUGAAAAAUUGGGAGGGGAAAAAAUCGCAGACACUUUUUUGUUGCCUGGGAAGACUCAGAAUCAAAAUACCACCCUAAAAGUAACCUUUUUGUACUUUUUUUAUGAAUAACUGCAAAUUCAGUAGUUCAAAGCUUAAAGUAAUUCAUCAGUGAGCUUCCUAGCACUCAGCUAAACUUCACCUCUUCAAGAUAUGUUAUUCUGUUAUUUACUUGGUUUCUUUCAUAAUAACACAGCUGCAGGUGUUCUGUAGCCAGCUGUACCUUUGCGAUGGGGUCGUCUCCCGUGAUCGGACUGUUUACCCAAACUGGAUAGUUUCUUCUGUAAGCGCUAAACAAGUUUGCAUUCCAUUCUCUUCCUCCAGCUCUCAGUUAAACAACACUAUCUGUAGGAGGAGAGGACUGGUUUGAAAAACCGCAGUCAGGAAGUCUCUAGAAGUUGCCUUGCUCUUACACAGAGCGAUGAAUAUGGGCUACGCAAAUCACAGCCCCUCAUUUCUCAGGAUAGUGCUGCAGAACCAGCUGAGUUCUCAAACCUUGAUCCUGUUUUCUGACGAUUUAUGCCUUUGGCAGUGGUUUUCUCACCUUGCCUCCUCCAGAAGGCUGGGGUCAGUUGCCUGGCAGGGCUACAAUUACACUCAGCCUAUAAGCAGGGUGACGUUUUGGUUUUGAAAACCGUUUUCAAACAAAAAUGUGCCACUCAUAUUUCAGGUUGCCACUCAUAUUUGAGGCGAUGCUGCUGGAGCUGACAUCAUUUCACCAAACAGAGCACUAGAACUGAGCAUCAUGACAGGCAGAGGAAGAAGGGGGUGAUUCUUUUCGCAUCAAGUUAGCUUAACAUAACUGGAAAGCCUCCGUGCUUGCCACAGCGUUCUCUGAGCUGAUGCCGACUCCCCGCUGCGGCUGCUACCGACAGGACCCGAAACAAAUGGAGGUAGCUGGGGCUGCGUUAGCCGGUCAUGGCAGUGAAGAUCAGCUCGCACCCAGUUGCUUCGCAGGCGAGUGCAAACCUGCAGCUUAACGCGCAUCAGCAGCUUUUUGUGUGUCACCAACGCACACGCACACACACGGUAUUUUUCCUGGCUGCCCUGACAGGAGGACGAUGGCGAUAAAUGUCUCGAAUUUGUUUAACAACAGUCCGUACCUGGCAAGAAUCCUCCAAAGAAGGGUUCAGGCUUUGC
Egretta garzetta (little egret) is the source of this 4283-nucleotide messenger RNA. RefSeq names its product solute carrier family 30 member 5 (gene SLC30A5). The record is from RefSeq and is a predicted model, not a curated record. Gene Ontology annotation, biological process: zinc ion transport; transmembrane transport; intracellular zinc ion homeostasis. The transcript has 16 exons. Gene Ontology annotation, molecular function: zinc ion transmembrane transporter activity. The coding region runs from base 1 to 2460 and encodes 819 amino acids. Gene Ontology annotation, cellular component: membrane; Golgi apparatus. NCBI's taxonomy places the organism in Eukaryota, Metazoa, Chordata, Aves, Pelecaniformes, Ardeidae.